This is a messenger RNA of Gordionus sp. m RMFG-2023, 790 nucleotides long. RefSeq names its product proteasome subunit alpha type-2-like. The record is from RefSeq and is a predicted model, not a curated record. Gene Ontology annotation, cellular component: proteasome core complex, alpha-subunit complex; proteasome core complex. The transcript has 7 exons. Gene Ontology annotation, biological process: proteasomal protein catabolic process; ubiquitin-dependent protein catabolic process. Lineage: Eukaryota; Metazoa; Nematomorpha; Gordioida; Chordodea; Parachordodidae. The coding region runs from base 50 to 757 and encodes 235 amino acids.
UCAAUUUUAUGGCCAAUAUCUUCAUUUUACUCGCCAUUUACUUAUUUCAAUGAGUGAAAAAUAUUCUUUUUCUCUUACUACAUUUAGCCCAUCAGGAAAAUUAGUCCAAAUAGAAUAUGCUUUAGCUGCUGUAGCUGCAGGAGCACCUUCAAUUGGGAUAAAAGCGAGAAAUGGAGUUGUAUUAGCUUCUGAAAAAAAAUUUAAAUCUAUUUUAUAUGAUGAAUCAAGUGUAAGAAAGGUUGAAUUAUUGUCAAGUAAUUGUGGAAUAACAUACAGUGGAUUAGGUCCUGAUUUUAGAUUGCUAGUCAAGGAGGGUAGGAAAGUGGCUCAACAAUACCAAUUAGUAUAUGGUGAAAGUGUUUCACCAAAUCAAUUGGUUCAAAAGAUUGCAGCUGUUGUUCAAAAUUAUACACAAUCUGGUGGUGUUAGACCAUUUGGGGUAUCUCUUCUGAUUGCUGGAUGGGAUAAUGAUCUAAACAAACCAUUUUUAUAUCAAUGUGAUCCAUCAGGUGCCUAUUUUGCCUGGAAAGCUACAGCAUUAGGAAAAAAUUGCAUAAAUGGUCGAACUUUUUUGGAGAAGCGAUAUAAUGAAGAUCUUGAAUUGGAAGAUGCUAUUCACACAGCAAUUUUAACAUUAAAAGAAAACUUUGAAGGACAAAUUACAGAGGCUAAUAUAGAAAUUGGUGUUUGUAGUAAAGAUGGAUUUAGAAGGCUUAAAAAUAGUGAAAUCAAAGAUUAUUUGGCAACUAUUUCUUGAAUGUAUAUAAUAUAAUAAAUAGUAUUUACAGUA